AAAGAAAAAAAAAAAAAAUCAAUUUCCCCUGUUGCUAAGGGUAACGGUGCCCUGCCCCUCCGCUAAAGGGCGGGAAAUCGCGCCGCCGCCAUGGGGGACGUUCAUGAGGUGCCGCGGCCGCGCAUCGCCACCGGGCAGCUGGCGCAGCACAUCGGGAAGCCCGUCUGCUUCGUGGGCCGCGUCGAGAAGAUUCAUCCUACUGGGAAGCUUUUGGUGCUUUCGGAUGGAGAAGGAAAACAUACGACUGUGGAGCUGAGCGAACCUCUAGAUGAAGAGAUCUCAGGAGUUCUUGAAGUCGUGGGAAGAGUAACAAAUCAGGCAACCAUCAUGUGCAUGUCAUAUGUCCAGUUCAGAGAAGAUAAAAGUCCAUUUGAUCUGGAACUCUACAAUGAAGCACUAAAAAUUAUUCAUGAAUUCCCUGAAUACUUUGGUACUGAGAGGAAAAACUGAUUUUUCUUAGCAUACAUUUAGAGGUUCAGAGGGGAAAACAGUAUUGUAACUUUUUAUUCUGACAGAAUAAUGGCAGUUGCAUUUAUUUCCAACAAAUAUACUGAAAAGUUGCUGCUGUUACGUGUGCCAUGUAUUGCCAGUGAAGAAUGUUUUCUUUUGAAAAUGUUUUUAUUCAGCAAUAAGGAAAAUGCCUCUGUGGAUAUCUCGCUGUCUGUAUAUAUUUAACCCUUUUGCAUCCAGAAGGAAUAUUCUUUUUCAGGAUUAGACUUGCUAGAAACUGAAGUUUUGUUGGCAUCUUUUUGUUGUUGGUAGAGGUUCUAGAAUAUGGGAAACUCAUGUUGAAGACAUUUCGUGGGGUUUGAAUGUAAAGAUUUUUUUUCUUCAUUGAAAUGGGGGGGUAUUUUACAUCUUGAAAAUGGUCUCCAAUAAAAAAGAUCUGACUACAUUUAA
Tyto alba (common barn owl) is the source of this 900-nucleotide messenger RNA. RefSeq names its product replication protein A3 (gene RPA3). Gene Ontology annotation, biological process: double-strand break repair via homologous recombination; nucleotide-excision repair; mismatch repair. The transcript is spliced from 4 exons. Bases 91 to 450 code for a protein of 119 amino acids. Gene Ontology annotation, molecular function: damaged DNA binding; single-stranded DNA binding. Gene Ontology annotation, cellular component: DNA replication factor A complex; nucleus; site of double-strand break. NCBI's taxonomy places the organism in Eukaryota, Metazoa, Chordata, Aves, Strigiformes, Tytonidae. The record is from RefSeq and is a predicted model, not a curated record.